Molecule: messenger RNA, 4008 nt
Organism: Parascedosporium putredinis
Lineage: Eukaryota; Fungi; Ascomycota; Sordariomycetes; Microascales; Microascaceae
Source: the annotation of a GenBank genome assembly
AUGGAGCUCGAGAUUGUGCCAACUGUCACACGCGGAAUACCCCAGAGUGGCGCCGGGGUCCUAGUGGGCAGCGAGAUCUUUGCAACAGUUGCGGUCUUCGCUGGGCUAAGCAGAUGGGCCGUGUUUCACCACGCAAUUCCUCUAGGGCCGGUAGUGUGGGUAAUGGUGACACCCAGAGUCAGUGGCCAACACCUGCUUUACCUUGCGGUCAUGGGCCACGUUUCGGGUGGUGGCAACAUUCCCAUACACUUCCACGACGAGAUGCAAAAGGGCCAAACAACGGCCUUCGCCAUCGCAGAACCCCCAGUCUCGCCUAAGCUCGGCGACUUCAACCUGAUUUACAGCUUCCUGGGAUGUCGGGGAGGCCGAUCGCUAGGAGGGUUCGUUCACCAUGACUCCGCCUCGCCACACUUUUAUAGCCCGCAGAGGCCUGAUACAACGACUAAACUUAAUAUUGAUGAGUUCAUUCGUGUCAAUGACGGAGGUACCACGAACUGUAUCGGCGGGGCUCCUGGAGGGAACGAUAUGGCCCCAACACACGCUGAACCGGGUCUGUCGACUGCCUUGGCCGAGCUGGAAGAUUUCAAAGGCGAUCGUAUCUUGCGAGUACAAGCUGAGCCAAGCCCCGAGAGACCUCUAAUCCUUGGUGACCUGCCAAUCGCGAACUCCCCGAACCACCUAUUCUGGAAACUGGAGCGAGAGCGGCGGAUUGAUAAGCGAAUUAUCAACCGUCUUUAUCCGGACCUCGAGUUAACGACUCACGUAUUCAUUGACAUGUCAAAUAUAUAUAUCGGGUUUAAUGAUACGUUCAAGUUCUUGAGGGGCAUCCCGGACUGUGAUAGAACUCCACUCCCGCCGAUCAACUUUGACGCCCUUUCACGGGUUCUUGAACGGGACCGGAUGAUCGGUGCCAGAGAACUUGUCGGUUCCGCGGCCGAUCCUGAUAACUUGACUGAUCUACCCAACUAUUUUGGAGAUGCAAGGAAACUGGGGUACAAAACCAGCAUCUUACGACGAGCUGAGCGCAUACUCAGUGUUGCUGGCUAUUUUGCGGAUGCGGCAACCGAGAAGGAGUUGUACGAGAGGUUCCUCGCGCUCCUCAGGGAACAUGAUUAUCUCUCUGACCCCGAGUCGCUAUCUACAUUUAAACUUGGCCUCUCAAUGAGAUCAGCCGCUCCGAGAAUUGAGGCACACUAUCAGUACUACGCCACUAGCGUUGAACUGGAACACCCCGAUGAUGACACCCCUGCGAUACCUGGUUCGCCCUUUACCUUGCCAUCUCUGCCCUUUGAUCGAACUCUUGGGUGGUCUGGGCCCUCUGCGAUCCUGUACACCGACCUCACCUCACCGACCUUCCCGGCCCUUCAUAGAUCGCUUGCAGAAAGAGCCCUGCGCGGCGACCUAAUCUACUCUGUCCGGUAUCGCCGUGAGAGACACCUUCGAAAAGAAAACUCCCCGCUUCCAAUCAGCGGGUAUGGGGUUGAACUUGCGUUGAAGAAGACCGAUUAUAUUGUGAUCGACGAUAGAGAGGCGACUGGCAGCGAAGGUUCCGGUCUUCAUUCCAAGUACGGCGCGGAGGCCCAGCUCGUUUUAGGUGACGAGGAAGCUGUGUCUGAUUUGAAGCCCUGUCCAAAGCCGAGUCCCCCAGGUGUCAACAUUCUUUGGAUGAAUGGCGCACAGCUGAUAGAGCGCCAGGUCGAACCCUUUACCCUUUUGGAUCUACUUAGACGAGAGCGAAGGCUGAUUGCGGAGGCAAAGAGUGCUGGCUUGACGGGCUCGGAGUCGAUUGCAUUGCUUGGUCACCCUAAUGUGACAUCCGCUAAGGUUGAUGGUGGUUUACCCAGAUUUGACUGGACGGAUAAUCUCGAGGGUGGGAAAGUCAUCAUCUGGCUUAACGACCUCGAAUCUGAUGCGCAAUAUGAAGAGUUCCCCUCAGCUCUAACGGCGCUUCUUCAGCGCACAUACCCUGGCCAAGUCCCUCGAAUUCUCCGGGAAGGGCUGCAGUUGGGGGAAAUUGAUGAAGAUGCGUUGGUUCAACAAAUUUUCCUGAAGGAGGCUUUGGAGGUGCGGAAUCUUCGUAUCUUUGCCGAUGAAGAGAAGGAGCUACAGCUCAUAGAUUUGGGGAAACUGUAUCGCGAGCAUGCCUCGCUCCUCGGGAAAGCACCCGUUGCGGGCGCGCACGCGAGUUCAGCAAAGGAAGACUGGGUUGCUAUUACGGUCAUUGCCGAUCUCAGCUCCGAGGACGGCUUGGCGCUCCUCCUCUCGGCUGCUCAGUUCAAGACUGGCAAUCCUGGGGCCCGUUUGGAAAUAGCGUUGCUCAACGCCUAUCUCGCAUCGGUCAGCUUUGAACCAGGCUCUAAUGGCUUGCUCCUGAAUGGCCGCGUUAUCGGGCCCCUAUCGAAGAACGAGGUCCUUGGUCAGACUGAGCUCCAGCAGGUUCUAGAUUUGGAGCGGAAAGCUCACCUACCGGAGGGUAUUUUCGAGUCCGCGCCACCACUCCGAACCUCCAUAUUCAACAGCUGGGAGAGCAAGCACACAACUAUCGAGGUUGGUAACGCCGGGUCGGCUAGUGUGCAUAUAGUCGGCUUGCUUAACCCAGCGAGUGAGCAAGGGCAGCGCUGGGCACCCAUCCUCAAAGUGCUCUCAGAAGUUGACGGCGUAUAUAUCAAAUUGUUCCUAAACCCAGAUGAGAAACUUGAGGAGCUCCCAGUCAAGCGAUUUUAUCGCUACGUUCUAGAGUCAGGACCGACCUUUGAUGAGACGGGAACGGUAAAACCGUCUGGAGCCUGCUUUAAAGGUGUACCGUCGGACGCCCUUCUUACCUUAGGGAUGGAUGUUCCGCCUGCCUGGCUCGUGGCUGCAAAAUCUUCUGUGCACGACCCGGACAAUAUCAAGCUUAGUCUUGUUAAAGGCGACGUCGAUGCUGUGUAUGAACUACGAAACAUUCUGAUCGAGGGCCACUCACGCAUGACUACCAAGAAUGCUGCCCCUCCAAGCGGUGCGCAGCUUGUGCUCGGGACAGAAAAGAACCCACACUCAGCGGAUACCAUCAUAAUGGCCAAUCUCGGUUAUUUCCAGUUCAAGGCAAACCCUGGGAUCUACAAUAUUCGUCUUCAGAACGGGAGAAGUUCGGAAAUCUUCGAAAUUGAAAGCGUGGGUGCCUACGGUUAUGAAGCGUCGCCAGGGGAUGAAGGUACUUCCAUCGCGCUGAUGGAUUUCAAAGGCACUACACUGUAUCCACGCCUGCAACGUAAGGGGUCGGCGUUUGACGAACAGGCCGAGAUUAACAUAUUCUCCGUUGCUAGUGGCCACUUAUAUGAGCGCAUGCUCAACAUCAUGAUGCUUAGCGUUAUGAAGCACACUGAUCACACCGUCAAAUUUUGGUUUAUCGAGCAGUUCCUGUCGCCAUCUUUCAAGGACUCUAUUCCUCACUUAGCCCAGGAGUAUGGGUUUAGGUACGAGAUGGUAACCUACAAGUGGCCGCAUUGGUUAAGACAGCAGAGGGAAAAGCAAAGGGAGAUUUGGGGCUACAAGAUUCUCUUUCUUGACGUCCUAUUUCCACUUUCUCUGGACAAAGUUAUUUUUGUAGAUGCCGACCAGAUCGUCCGCGCUGAUAUGAUGGAUCUCGUCAAUCUAGACCUUGGAGGUGCCCCUUACGGAUUCACCCCCAUGUGCGAUUCCCGUACGGAAAUGGAAGGAUUCCGGUUCUGGAAGCAGGGUUACUGGGCGAAUUAUCUUCGCGGACUCCCUUACCAUAUCUCGGCGCUCUACGUUGUGGAUUUGAGGCGCUUCAGGGAGUUGGCCGCUGGCGAUAGACUUCGUCAGCAAUACCACACUCUCAGUGCGGACCCUAACUCCCUUGCCAACCUCGAUCAAGACCUGCCUAACCACAUGCAGUUUAUGAUUCCCAUACAUAGCCUCCCCAGGAGUGGCUUUGGUGUGAGACGUGGUGCAGUGACGAGAGCCUCCGAGACGCGAAAACGAUUGACCUUUGCAACAACCCAAUGA